AUGUCCGGCACAGAAACCAUCGUCGUGAUAGGAGCAGGAGUAAUUGGUCUCUCGACUGCGCUGUCAAUCCAAGAACAUUUGAGUAGCACACAGUCCGUGCUUCUCGUAGCCAGGGACUUUCCAUCGGACACCUCCAUCAACUACGCCUCGCCAUGGGCCGGAGCGCAUUAUCGUCCAGUGCCCGGAUCUUCACCACAGGCUCUGCGAGAAGCCAGUCAAGCACAGCGAACUUUCAAUUACCUUAAGAAAAUCGCUACCGAGGAGCCAGCGGCUGGUAUUAAAUUCAUCCAAGGCAUUGAGCACUUGGAAGCACCGCCGCCCGACUACUUGGACAGCCAGAGCGUGUCUAAUGUCUACCAUUUUGAGGACUUUCGUCCUCUUAAGGCCGAAGAGGUCCCUGCGGGUGUGAAAUGGGGAGUUGAAUAUGGUACAUACGUGAUCAAUUCGCCUGUAUAUUGCGCACACAUGCUGCGCAAGUUCGUCGUGAAGGGGGGGAGAACCCAGGAAUACACACUGGUGAAUAUUGAUGAGGCAUUCGCUCUCGCCGAUAAUGUGAAAACGGUGGUAAAUUGCUCCGGCACUGGGUUCGGGGACCCGAAAUCCUUUAUAAUCCGAGGCCAAACCUGUCUGGUUCGCAACCCCGUCUCUAAAACGAUCACCCGCCAAAACAAAGACGGAACCUGGUCCUUCUGCAUUCCGCGCCCCCUAGACGGCGGCACAGUCAUCGGCGGCACGAAACAACCCCACGACUGGGACCCGAACCCAUCACCAGAAAUCCGAACCCAACUCCUCAGCAACGCCUCGAAAUGGUUCCCCUUCACCUCGGAGAGCGGGGGCAAAUUCGAUGUCAUCCGCGACAUCGUGGGGCGCCGACCCGCCCGAGAAGGCGGGAUGCGGAUCGAGGUGGAGCAAAUCGGCGACGGGAAGAAUAUCGUGCACGCCUAUGGCGCCGGUGGCCGUGGAUUCGAACUGUCCCGGGGUGUUGCGGAGGAUGCGACGGCUUUGAUGUUGGAAAGUGGACUAUUGCGGGUCCAGGCUAAGGCAACUUUGUAG
Molecule: messenger RNA, 1053 nt
Organism: Penicillium brasilianum
Lineage: Eukaryota; Fungi; Ascomycota; Eurotiomycetes; Eurotiales; Aspergillaceae
Source: the annotation of a GenBank genome assembly